UGUAGACCUUGGCUCCGGACAUGAGCUAGUCCCAGGCUAAGUCACUUUCUUCAAAAAAGUUCACGACAUCUCACUCCCCCUCCAAUCUCUGACUUUGCUCUGUUGCAAAAGGCUGGUGUUCAGCAUGGCAGGCCCCGUGAGACAGCCUAUUAGUAUCCCCUCUCUCUCAAAAUACAUUGAGAAGAAUGUUCCCGCUAUCAGCACGCCGAUAUCUCUCAAGCAGUUCGGCUUCGGCCAAUCCAACCCCACAUACCUCCUCACCGACUCCCAAUCCGCCAAAUUCGUCCUCCGUAAGAAACCCCCCGGUACCCUCGUCAGCAAAACAGCCCACAAGGUCGAGCGCGAAUACCGCAUUCUCGCCGCCCUCCAAAACACCGAUGUCCCGGUCCCACGCGUUUACUGCCUCUGCGAAGACUCCACCAUCGUCGGCUCGCCCUUCUACAUUAUGGAGUUCCUGGAUGGGCGAAUAGUCACGGAGCCGCAUUUCCCCGGCGUGAGUCCGAAGGAGAGGAGCGAGAUGUGGCAUGAUGCUAUUCGGACGCUGGCGAAGCUGCAUAGGCUGGAUCCGAAGAGCAUUGGACUGGAGAGCUAUGGGAAGCCGACAGGGUUUUAUGAUCGACAGAUUAAGACGUUUACGACGCUGGGGGAAGUGCAGGGGAAGGUUAGUGAUGUAGAGAGUGGAAGAAAGGUUGGCGAGGUACCGCGGAUGAAGGAACUUGUAAGGUUCUUUAGUGAUAGGAGGAGUCAGCCAAGGGAUCGUGGGGUGCCGAUUCAUGGGGAUUAUAAGAUUGAUAAUCUGGUUUACCAUAGGACGGAGCCGAGGGUCAUUGGGAUAUUAGACUGGGAGAUGUCGACCAUAGGCCACCCGCUCUCUGACCUCUCUAACCUCAUCGUCCCUUGGACCAUAACCGCCUUCUCCACUGAGAGACGUAAUUCGCACACCGCCUUCGUACCAGGGGCCCGUACUCCCGGCCUACCCUCGCGAGAGCAAGCCGUGGCUUGGUACGCUGAAGUUGCCGGCUGGGAUCCCGUGCCAGAGCUUAGCUGGAGCACUGCGUUCGCUAUGUUCCGAGAUAGCAUCAUUUUCCAAGGGAUUGCGAGUCGGUAUGCAGUGAGGCAAGCGAGUAGUCUAGAGGCGAAGAAGGUAGGCGAGGAGAUGGUGCCCGCGGCGGAGAUUUGCUGGGAAUUGGUGCGGAGGGCAAAGGAGGAUAGGGGUUCGAGGGCGAGUCUGUGAAUGAAGAUAGCAAGGCGUUUAAGGCUACGCGUUAGAAACUUCCACACGAUGUGUAGUGAAGGCCAGGCGCGAGGAUUGUGU
This is a messenger RNA of Trematosphaeria pertusa, 1315 nucleotides long. Its product is annotated as kinase-like protein. Bases 125 to 1234 code for a protein of 369 amino acids. The transcript has 3 exons. Lineage: Eukaryota; Fungi; Ascomycota; Dothideomycetes; Pleosporales; Trematosphaeriaceae. The record is from RefSeq and is a predicted model, not a curated record.